AUGCGAAUCACAGAGCGCUUCCUGGAGGAGGUGGCCUUUGAUAAGACGGUGUUAGACAAGGAGUUAACAAGGGGAAAUAUUAUCCUCGUGAGCUCCUCGCUCAGUGACCGGGACCAGAGCCUCUUCAUCAGCACCGAUGAGGGAGCCACCUUCCAGAGGCAACCCAUCUCCUUCCCCGUGGAGACUCUGACCUUCCACCCCAAGCACGAGGAUAAGGUCCUCGCCUACACCAAGGAGAACAAGCUGUACGUGUCGUCUGACCUGGGCAGGAAGUGGGCGCUGCUGCGCGAGCGCGUGACCAAGGACCACGUGUUCUGGGCUGUGGCAGGAGUGGACAGCGACACGGACCUGAUCCACAUGGAAGCCCGGGAUCCCGGUGGAGGUUUCCGCUACAUCACCUGCCAGAUCCACAACUGCUCCGAGAAGAUGCUGGCAGCGCCGUCCGCGGGCUCCAUCGAUCAGGGCUCCCUGACGGUGCAGGACGACUAUGUCUUCUUCAAGGCAACCUCGACAAACCGGACCAAAUACUAUGUCUCCUAUCGUCGCCAUGAAUUUUUCCUGAUGAAACUGCCGAAGUACGCAUUGCCCAAGGUCAGAGGCGUGAAAGGUGUCUUCCUGGCAAAUCAAAAACUGGAUGGAAAGGUGACAACGCUGAUCACCUACAACAAGGGCCGCGACUGGGCUUACCUGCGGCCGCCCAGCACGGACAUGAACGGGAGACCCACCAACUGCCAGCCGCCCGACUGCCACCUGCACCUGCACCUGCGCUGGGCAGACAACCCCUAUGUGUCAGGCACCGUGCACACCAAGGACACCUCCCCAGGCCUCAUCAUGGGUGCAGGUAGGUGCCGCCCCCAAGCUGGCCCUGCCCCAGAGCGUGUCUGUUUGUCCAUCCACCUGCAGGUGUUUGAGGAAGAGCAUCACAUCUUGUACCUGGACCACGGUGGCGUCAUCGUGGCGGUAAAGGACACCUCCAUCCCGCUGAAGGUCCUCAAGUUCAGUGUGGACGAGGGUCUCACGUGGAGCACCCACAACUUCACCAGCACCUCGGUGUUCGUGGACGGGCUGCUGAGUGAGCCAGGCGACGAGACGCUGGUUAUGACGGUCUUCGGUCACAUCAGCUUCCGGUCCGACUGGGAGCUGGUCAAGGUGGACUUCCGGCCGUCCUUCCUCAGGCCGUGCGGCCAGGACGACUACGGCUCCUGGGAGCUCACCGACCUGCAGGGCGACCGCUGCAUCAUGGGCCAACAGAGAAGUUUCCGGAAGAGGAAGCCCACAUCCUGGUGCAUCAAGGGGAGGAGUUUCACAUCGGCACUCACGUCCCGUGUGUGCGAGUGCAGGGACUCAGACUUCCUCUGUGACUACGGCUUUGAGCGUGCCCCGUCCUCGGAGUCCAAUGUCAGCAAGUGCCUGGCCAACUUCUGGUUUGACCCGGCGUCCCCCCCAGACGACUGUGCCCUGGGCCAGACCUACACCAGCAGCCCUGGGUACCGGAAGGUGGUGUCCAAUGUCUGUGCGGGCGGUGUGGACCUGCAGCCAGCCACAGUGCCCCUUCAGUGCUCCCUGAGCCCGCCCCGAGGCCUGCGGGUCAGCAUCCAAGGCGAGGCGGUGGCCGUGCGGCCCGGCGAGGACGUCCUGUUUGUGGUGCGGCAGGAGCAGGGUGACGUCCUGACCACCAAGUACCAGGUGGACCUCGGGGAUGGUUUCAAAGCCAUGUAUGUGAACCUCACUCUGACUGGGGAGCCUGUCCGGCACCGCUACGAGAGCCCCGGCAUCUACCGUGUGUCUGUCCGGGCAGAGAACACAGCGGGGCGGGAUGAGGCAGUGCUGUUCGUCCAGGUUAACUCCCCUCUGCAGGCCCUGUACCUAGAAGUGGUUCCUGUCAUUGGCAUCGACCAGGAGGUGAACCUCACGGCUGUGCUGCUGCCCCUGAACCCCAACCUCACUGUCUUCUACUGGUGGAUUGGUCCCAGCCUGCAGCCACUGCUGUCCCUGGAGAACUCGGUAACAACACGGUUUGCAGCUGCUGGGGACGUGCGGGUGACGGUGCAGGCUGCCUGUGGAAACUCAGUGCUGCAGGACUCCAGGGUGAUCCGCGUGUUGGACCAGUUCCAGGUCGUGCCACUGCAGUUCUCCAAGGACCUGGACGCCCACAAUCCCAGCAUCCCCGAGUGGAGGGAGGACGUCGGCCUGGGGGUCACCCGGCUCCUCUCCAAGGAGACCAGCAUCCCCGAAGAGCUGCUGGUGACUGUGGUGAAGCCGGGGCUGCCCACCGUGGCCGACCUGUACGUGCUCCUGCCCCCACCCCGGCCCACCAGGAAGAGGAGCGUCACGGGCGACAAGAGAGUGCUGGCCAUCCGGCAGGUGCUCAGGUCCCAGCGGAUCAGCUUCUUCCUGCGCGGCGGGCUCCGUGUCCUGGUGGCCCUGCGGGACACGGACACAGGCUCCCAGCGGCUGGGCGGUGGCGGCGGCUACUGGGCGGUGGUGGUCCUCUUUGUCGUGGGGCUCUUCGCCGUGGGAGUGUUCAUCCUCUACAAGUUCAAAAGCAUCGACCAGUGUCUGACCCAGCAGCCAGGCACCACUGUAAGCCAGGUGGACGCGUGGAACCCACCACUGCAGUCACGGAGGGCCGUGGGCAAGGCUGGAAGUGAGCAGGGAAUGCAGGGAGGGACCAGGUCCCGGGCAGGUGAGGCGGGAGCUCCUGAGGGUGUGGGCAGGGCCCUGGCCUGGCUGACUCUAGAAGCUGCUGAGUGGGCUCGGAGACCGGCAGCGGGCUGCAGGACACAGACGGGAGCCAGGAAGGACACCCCAGGACACCGCUUCCGCAGCCCGGCCGUCAGAAGCCGAGAGCAGCGCGGACAGGCGCUCGGGGGCCUGCGGAGUUCUCUGUGCCUUGGCCCCUUCCGCCUCACCAGGCUUCCCUCCGCGCGGUGUCUGCUGAACUGCAGUUCGGCUGUGUCCAGUCGGCUGUGUCCUGUCUCCGAGUCCUUCACUCCUGUUACACUGCUCAUCUCUGCCUCAGAUCUGCGGGUAACUGCGAAGAAGCGAGUAUCCGCUCAGCUGAAGCCCUGGCAGCCGUGUUCGAACCCACGACCCAGGGCAGAAGCUGAGAGACCUCAUCCGGAGAGACAAGGCAGGAGCCGGCCACACACCUGCAUCCAGAGAGUGGUGCCAGACUGUCCCAGGGCCGCCGAAGGGAAGCCUGCCAAGGACACCAGCAACGUGGAGACAGCCCCUCACCACUCCUCUCAACGUGGCAUCAAGCAGGUGGUACAGGCACCCCCUCCCGCCAACAACGUGCUGAAGGGGCCCUGGUCUAGCGGGAUGGGCCCGAAGCCCCUACUCCCUGAUCUUCGGGACCUGCAGGCCGUGGCUGUCACUGACCUUGGAGGUCCGCAGCACCCCAGCCCGGCCACUACAGCCGUGAGGAGAAGGAGCAUGGGCGGAGUGCGGGUGGAGGAAGACAGAAAGGAAGGGGCGGGCAGCGGCCGGUGA
Messenger RNA from Orycteropus afer afer, 3495 nucleotides. It is a transcript of the gene SORCS2, whose product is annotated as sortilin related VPS10 domain containing receptor 2. Lineage: Eukaryota; Metazoa; Chordata; Mammalia; Tubulidentata; Orycteropodidae. The coding region runs from base 1 to 3495 and encodes 1164 amino acids. Gene Ontology annotation, molecular function: protein binding. The record is from RefSeq and is a predicted model, not a curated record. Gene Ontology annotation, cellular component: membrane. The transcript is spliced from 26 exons.